Coniophora puteana RWD-64-598 SS2 is the source of this 1668-nucleotide messenger RNA. RefSeq names its product DUF500-domain-containing protein. Gene Ontology annotation, cellular component: actin cortical patch. Gene Ontology annotation, biological process: actin cortical patch localization; actin filament bundle assembly. The coding region runs from base 88 to 1527 and encodes 479 amino acids. The record is from RefSeq and is a predicted model, not a curated record. Gene Ontology annotation, molecular function: phosphatidylinositol binding; actin filament binding. The transcript has 9 exons. NCBI's taxonomy places the organism in Eukaryota, Fungi, Basidiomycota, Agaricomycetes, Boletales, Coniophoraceae.
CUUAUAACAAGCUAUACCAGCCUGUCGUCACUCUGUAAUCGUGGACUGGGAUCCGACGCGUCUUCAAGUCGUUCUUAGCUUCCUACGAUGAAGUUCAGUACACCAUUUCCUCAGACGUUGCCUAAGGAAUGCGACAAGGCGGCCAAGAUGUUCAUGUCCUUCGUGGACGGCAAGAAUAAUGGAUUGGAUGGUGUUAUUCCUCGUUCCGUGCUCGAGAAUGCGAAGGGCUUCGCGGUCUUUACUAUUUUGAAGGCCGGCUUCGUUUUCUCAGCCAGAGCAGGGACUGGUAUUGUCAUCGCGAAGCUCGGUGAUGGAUCUUGGUCUGCACCCAGUGCAAUAGGCGUCGCAGGUCUUGGAGUAGGCGGGCAAUUGGGGGCAGAGUUGACCGAGUUCUUGGUUGUAUUAAAUUCAGCGUCGGUACAGAAGCAAUUCAUGUCGGCCGGCAAUCUAACUCUAGGAGGAAAUCUCAGCGUUGCUGUUGGUCCGUUAGGCCGCAAUGGAGAAGCCAGCGGUUCGGUGAAUAUGAAGGGCAAUGUUGCUGCCACGUAUAGUUACUCGAAGACGAAGGGGCUGUUCGGCGGUGUUUCUGUUGAGGGCUCCGUCAUCAUGGAGCGGCAAGACGCCAAUGCCAUCGCAUACGGCUCUGAUGUGACAGCGAAGAACCUCCUCAGCGGGAUGGUAGAGGCACCCCAGUGGGCCAUGGCUCUAGUGAACACCAUUGAGUCGUGCACUGGAAUGCCAGGGCGCCGCUCGUGGAUAGACGAUCGCGUAGAUCAGCCCACGGGAUACCAUUUCGGGGCGGUUUCAAGUCCUUCUGGCGAAAGACCUGGGUUACUGAAGAAGAAGAAAGGCGUUGAUUUCCCCCCGCCUUCGUGGGGGAAAAGGAAAGAUGUUGGCUCAUACUUCGACACGGACACAGAUACUCUCAACACUGGAUCGCAAUCGAGCUUACCACAGCCCACUCAAUCUGCCUUCAAGACACGAUUUGACUCUGACUUCGCCCCCGUAUCACCAACGAGUUCUGCCCGUCAUCGGCCAAAUCUGAGUGUACCUCAAGCUCAGGUGUCUGAAGACCCCUACAACCCUGCUUCACCAUUCAACUCACUACCAUCAUUCAGCGCUGCCCAUGCCAGCUUGUCACCCAAAACAUUGGCCCACUCCCGAGCUUUCAGUGUGCCACACAUGUAUCAGCAGAAUAGCUCCACUACAUCCUCUCUCAACCCAUUUGAUGUGGAAAGUUUAGAUGGCUCAAGCCAAAGUAGACCGAGUCAGAUUCGCUCCAUCAGCCAAGGAGUGUCUCGGUUAACAACGAAGCCUGAGCUAUCCGAGCCACUACUGCCUGGGGAAGGCGUGGGUCGAGCAAUAGCCCUACAUGACUUCAAAGCGGUAGAGUCUGGAGACCUGUCUUUCAAUAAGGGUGAUGUUAUCAUAAUUACUCGGAAGAGUGCUAGCACGAAUGACUGGUGGGAUGGAAAAGUUAAUGGUCGGAAAGGCAUUUUCCCUGCUAAUUUUGUUGAAGUGGUUUGAAAUCACGGUAGUGCCUGCAGCCUUGGGAGGGACGGAAGCUGGGAUGUAAGUGCAUGUAAUGUAAUGAUGCUAUAGACAUAUGGGCCGUCAUGUUUUUGUAUACCGCAGUAUCUUGGAUCCAAUAUUGACUGUCAGUAUUUC